Lipotes vexillifer (Yangtze River dolphin) is the source of this 1863-nucleotide messenger RNA. It is a transcript of the gene SLCO1A2, whose product is annotated as solute carrier organic anion transporter family member 1A2. The record is from RefSeq and is a predicted model, not a curated record. Gene Ontology annotation, molecular function: bile acid transmembrane transporter activity; protein binding. The annotation marks the transcript as partial. Lineage: Eukaryota; Metazoa; Chordata; Mammalia; Artiodactyla; Lipotidae. Gene Ontology annotation, biological process: bile acid and bile salt transport; sodium-independent organic anion transport; transmembrane transport. The transcript is spliced from 13 exons. Gene Ontology annotation, cellular component: basolateral plasma membrane.
CUUCUUAAAAGAAUAGAACUAAGAAAUAUCAAGAUUUAAAGCAUAAAUACCUUGGAACACUCAGAAGAGCAACAUGGGAGAAACUGAGAAAAGAAUUGAAACUCAUAGAAUAAGAUGUCUUUCCAAGUUGAAGAUGUUUCUGUUGGCAAUAACAUGUGCGUAUGUAUCCAAAACACUAUCCGGAUCUUAUAUGAAUUCCAUGCUCACACAAAUAGAGAGACAAUUCAACAUCCCAACAUCUCUAGUUGGAUUUAUUAAUGGAAGCUUUGAGAUUGGAAAUCUUUUGUUGAUUAUAUUUGUGAGUUAUUUUGGAACUAAACUGCAUAGACCUAUAAUGAUUGGUGUUGGAUGUGUGGUUAUGGGCCUUGGGUGUUUCUUACAAUCACUACCUCAUUUCCUCAUGGACCGAUAUGAAUAUGAAUCUACAGUUGCAGUUUCUGGUAAUUUGUCCUCAAACAGUUUCUUGUGUAUGGAAAACGGAACCCAGAUUUUCAAACCGACAGAAGAUCCAUCAGAAUGUGUGAAGGAAGUUAAAUCAUUAAUGUGGGUGUAUGUACUAGUUGGAAAUAUUAUACGUGGAAUUGGUGAAACUCCCAUCAUGCCUUUGGGUAUUUCCUACAUAGAGGAUUUUGCCAAAUCUGAAAACUCUCCUUUAUAUAUUGGGUUUAUAGAAACAGGAGCUAUCAUUGGUCCUUUGAUUGGACUUUCGUUAGCGUCAUUCUGUGCAAAUGUUUAUGUUGACACUGGAUCGGUGAACACAGAUGAUCUGACCAUAACUCCCAUUGAUACUCGUUGGGUUGGUGCAUGGUGGUUUGGCUUUUUGGUUUGUGCAGGAGUGAAUGUGCUUACUGCCAUUCCUUUUUUCGUUUUGCCCAAAACACUUCCAAAGGAAGGACUAGAGGAUAUUGCUGAGACCGUUAAAAAUGACAAAGAAGAGAAACAAAGCGAAGUCAGGAAGAAAAGGGUUGGAAUCAUUAAAGAUUUUUUACCAUUCAUGAAAAGUCUUUUGUGCAACCCAGUUUACAUGCUUUUCAUACUAAUAAGUGUGCUGCAAUUCAAUGCAUUUGUCAAUAUGAUCUCCUUCAUGCCUAAAUAUUUGGAACAGCACUAUGGAAAAUCAGCUUCAGAUGCAAUCUUUCUCAUUGGUAUUUAUAACUUACCUCCAAUAUGCAUUGGAUAUAUAGUUGGUGGUUUAAUUAUGAAGAAGUUCAAGAUUACUGUCAUACAAGCUGCCCACAUAGGAUGUUGGUUAUCUUUAAUUGAGUAUCUUCUCUAUUUUUUGUGUUUUCUCAUGAUCUGUGAUAAUUCUUCAGUCGCUGGCAUAACCACCUCUUAUGAAGGAGUGCAACAAGAUUUACAUGUGGAAAAUGUCAUCCUUGCUGACUGCAACAUGGAUUGUAACUGUCCAACUAAAAUAUGGGACCCUGUAUGUGGAAACGAUGGUUUGUCAUACAUGUCAGCUUGUCUUGCAGGUUGUGAGACAUCCUCUGGAACAGGAAUAAACAUGGUGUUCCAAAAUUGUAGCUGUAUUCAAACACCAGGAAAUUCAUCUGCAGUUCUUGGGCUAUGUGACAAGGGACAGGACUGUUCCAUGAUGCUCCAGUACUUUUUAAUCUUGUCGGUGGUCAGCAGUUUCAUCUAUUCUUUAUCUGCCAUCCCUGGAUAUAUGGUUCUCCUGAGGUGUAUCAAGCCUGAAGAGAAGUCUCUUGGUGUGGGAUUACAUGCAUUUUGCACAAGGGUAUUAGCUGGAAUUCCCGCACCUAUAUAUUUUGGAGCUUUAGUGGACUCCACAUGUUUACACUGGGGUACUUUGAAAUGUGGUGAGUCAGGGGCAUGUAGGAUAUAUGAUUCCACCAACUUCAG